This is a messenger RNA of Branchiostoma belcheri (Belcher's lancelet), 2642 nucleotides long. RefSeq names its product tyrosine-protein phosphatase non-receptor type 13-like. The record is from RefSeq and is a predicted model, not a curated record. Gene Ontology annotation, biological process: protein dephosphorylation. Gene Ontology annotation, molecular function: protein tyrosine phosphatase activity. Lineage: Eukaryota; Metazoa; Chordata; Leptocardii; Amphioxiformes; Branchiostomatidae. The transcript has 7 exons. Bases 157 to 1122 code for a protein of 321 amino acids.
AGAGAUUCCCCGCCUCCUCUCCCAAGGUCGUCCCUGCUGCCUGGAUCGGAAGGACGCCCCCCUCCCCUCCCUACCAGCCCUCUCCCUGACAGUGAUGAUGAUGAUGAUGAUGUGACCAGCAGUAAGAUCUCCUGGGGCAGUGAUGAUGACCUGCCCAUGCCCAGUGACACAGAGGACCAGCAGUCAUCUGGAAACCCUCCUGCUGCUGCUAACACCCUGCUGACAGAGAGUGACCUGGAAGAGAUGGAGGUGGUGUGCCCUCCCCCAGGCAGCAGGUACUCCGGAAAACCCCUGCAGAGCCUCAUCUCCACAAUCCAGGGCAAGAUGAAGGCUGAUGAACCUGUGGAAGAGUACAAGGCCCUGAGACAGCUGAAGGCGACGGACAACUGUGAGGUGGCGAAACAGCUGCAGAACCGCGACAAGAACCGCUUCAGGAACGUCCUGCCGUAUGACAACACCAGGGUACAACUGGGGGAGGACGGGGACUACAUCAACGCCAGUCAUGUCAGAAUUCCAGUAGGGAGUGACCAGUUCCACUACAUCGCCAGUCAGGGUCCACUACCUGUCACUGCAGGGUCAUUCUGGCAGAUGGUGUGGGAGCAAAGGGCAGAGGUCAUUGCCAUGGUAACCCUGGACACGGAGGGCGGGAAGGUAAAGUGCCAUCGUUACUGGCCCGACUCGUCAGAAACUCCGCUGACAUUCUGGAACAAGUACGAGGUCAGCCUAGUCUCCUCCCAGGCUCUGGAGGACUUCAACAUCCGCGCCUUCAGCCUAAGGGACCUGGAGACAGGAGAGGUUCGCUCGGUGACUCACCUGAACUUCACCACCUGGCCUGACCACGGCGUCCUCAAGUUCGCUGACCCCCUCCUCCGCUACACCCGAGUCAUCCGCAGAUUCCACCAAUCAGGGCCCAUUGUGGUGCACUGCAGCGCCGGGAUUGGUCGGACGGGAGUGUUGAUUCUGGUCGAUGCUGUGAUUGGCCUUGUGGAGAGGGACCAACUGUUUGAUAUCCAGAAGUUGGUGGAGACCAUGAGAGAGCAGAGACAGGGGAUGGUUCAGACAAAGGAACAAUAUGUCUUCUGCUACCAGUGCUGCCUGGAAGUCUUACAGAGUCUCAAGUAAACAUCGUCAAGCCAAGACUUCUCAAAAAAAGUCUCAAGGGUCUCUUGCAAGAUGUUGCAAGCCCAGUCUGAACUUAAGACAUUCAAGCCAAGUCUUCUCAAGAAAGGUCUUAAGGGUCUCUUGCAAGAUGUUGCAAGCCCAGUCUAAACUAAAGACAGUCAAGCAGAGUCUUCUCAAGAAAAGUCUCAAGUCAAAAGUGUCUAACCAAGAUCUCAUGAGUGGUCAAGGCAAGACUUCUCACGAAAAGUCUCAAGUGUCUAGCCAAGAUGUCUCAAGUAGUGAGUCUCAACUAAAGACAGUCAAGGCAAGACUUAGUCUUCUCAAGAAAAGUCUGAAGUCAAGUGUGUCUAGCCAAGGUGUCUCAAGUAGGGUAUCAACUAAAGACAGUCAAGGCAAGACUUAGUCUUCUCAAGAAAAGUCUGAAGUCAAGUGUGUCUAGCCAAGGUGUCUCAAGUAGGGUAUCAACUAAAGACAGUCAAGGCAAGUCUUCUCAAGAAGUGUCUCAAGUCAAAAGUGUCCAGUCAAGAUUUAUCAAGAUGACCACUGCUUGCCAGUACGUGAGAUGCCCAAACUGGCCACUAUUGAUGCAAUAUCAUAAAAAAAGCUUUGACCUUUACUCACAACGAUGUAUGAUAGCAUACUGUACAUAAGCCAUUAUCUGAAAUAUAUAAAAGUGUGCUUUAGCUUAAUGUAAGGGUAUCUAAGGUGAUUUUUUACAGGAAAGGGUGAAAAUAGGAAAUGGUGAAUUCUGUGCCUUUUUAUGUAAUCAUUGAGUAUUAAGAACCCCUAACAUGGAAACUUUGUCAGCGCGUUCAAUGAAUUCUGUACAUACAGUGGAAGGAAAUGUAAAGUGCCUUAAGUUACGUUUGAAAUUCUAGCCUUAACUUCAAGGGGUUAGUGCACUUAGGAAUUUUACCAGAAGCUGGUGGAAGGAAACCAUUAUGCAAUAUAAGCACAAGCUGAAAGGACAGUGCAUUUUUAAGGUUGUUCGGUGUGGAACAUUACCAAUAAGUGGACGUAACAAAAGCAUAUCCAGUUAAUUCUAUGUGUUGUUUCCAUUUUGUACAUACCUUUUGUAAGAAACCAUUUUUAGUAUAUCUUUUAAUGCAUAAAUAAAUUGCGCAUCAAAAUGUAGCUUUUUAUCAUUUUGUACAUACGUUGUUUAAGUCAAUACUUGUGGAACUUCUUGAAUGUGUAUUUUCACUUUCUAGACUGAACUAACUUUUAGCAGCUCUAUUGCAAACACAGUACUAAACAUUUUUCCUUUUUGUCUUAAAUGUGUUCCUUUUUUGUUUUAAGGCAUUGCUAUCUGUGUUAAACAUUUUUUUUUUAUUUUAAAAGAAUUCAGCCAAUAGUUUACUAUUUGAGUUGAUAGUCACCAAGCUGUUGAGGUGUGUCUGUAUGAGCCUCUUACUGUCUUAUAUUCCAUCCUAUAUUCUCAUAUAUUGUCUGCCAGUUGUGUAAAAGUAGGAUAGAAUCCACACGAACUUCCUUGUAAAAAUGAUGCACACUUGCCAAUA